CGCGCACCGUGGUCCAGCCCCGCGCGGCCCCGGCCCGCCCUCCGCGCUCCCUGUGUUGGUACCGAGCGGAGAGGAUGCACACGGCACUCGAGUGAGGUGUAGUAUAUCCACCAUGAAGGUACACCUACACACAAAAUUUUGUUUAAUUUGUUUACUCACCUUCUUGUUUCACCAUUGCAACCACUGCCAUGAUGACCAUGACCAUGAACAUAACCAUGAUCAUAACCAUACUCCUGAAGAAAACCAUAUACAUAAGCACAAUGAUUACCAGAUCUCCGAGGAGUCAUACCUUCAAAAUAAUCCCAGCAAGAGCUCUCUACAUCAUGCAGAAAAUAAGCAAAUGUAUUACAUUCAAAAACUGUUCAGUCGCUAUGGUGAGAAUGGGAAGUUGACCUUUCAUGGUUUAGAGAAACUCUUAUCAAAUUUAGGUCUUGGAGAAGUUAAGAUUCUAGAGGUAGAACAUGAGCAUGAUGAUCAUGACCAUGUUUCGCAUCUAGACUUUUCAGACCAACUCAAACAUAAGCAUGCACACUCCCAUUCACACUCCAAUCACACAGCACGUGACCAAACAAUACCAAUUCCCAAGGUGAAAGUGGGGCAUUGUAAAAACUCAGAUAACCAGAAUGCACAUACCAUUUUGACCACCCCCACUGCUUAUCAUCAACCUCGGCAUCAUCACCGCAACCAUCAUCGUGGUGCAGCCCAUUUUGCAGGCUCGCAGAUUCAUAAAGAGGGAGAGCAACUUCCUGACCUUUCAGAUGUUAACACAUUACAGCAGCAACCCAAAAAAAGGUCCAAAAAACGCAAAAAACAUAAAGGUAUAGCAAAACACCCAGAAAUUACAUUAACUACAUCUCCUGAAGAACCCUUCAAUAUUAUGUCCAAAACUGAACAUGAUGGAGAUGAGCAUCUUCGUGCUACUGAGGACGAAAUAACUUCUCAAUACAGAGCAAGGAAAGAUUUGAGUUCCUCAAAAAAGAGUCAUGAAGAUCAACUGGAAUCUGAGUUUGUACAUGAUGAGUGCUUGAAUGUCUCUCACCUGCUUCAGAGCUAUGGUCUUAGCACAAAUUCUGGGAUUUCUACAGUGGAAUUUACCUACCUAUGCCCUGCUUUGCUAUUCCAAAUUGAUAGUAGAGUUUGUAUCCAAUAUCAUGAUGAAUUAAGUAUGGAGCCCGUAGACAACCAAGAUUCUGUGUUACCAGUUGUUUCUUACACAGUUUGGAUUUGGGGAUUGCUGUCAAUCACCAUUAUAAGCUUGUUGUCAGUUCUGGGUGUCGUCCUUGUACCGAUCAUCAAUCAAGUGUGCUUCAAGUAUCUUCUGACAUUCCUAGUGGCUCUGGCAGUGGGAACACUUAGUGGUGAUGCAUUACUGCAUCUUAUGCCACAUUCACAAGGUAACCAUGAUCAUAGUCAUCAUGACCAUAACCACGACCAUGACCAUGAUCAUGAUCAUAAUCAUACUCAUGGAAAUCAUGAAAUCUCUGAAGAUCUCCUCACACUACAUAAUGGAUUGUGGAAAGGACUUACAGCUCUGGGUGGUAUCUACCUCCUUUUCAUCAUCGAACACUGCAUCGGCAUAUUCCGUGAUCGCAGAGCCAGCACG
Messenger RNA from Rhincodon typus (whale shark), 1603 nucleotides. RefSeq names its product zinc transporter ZIP10-like. The transcript is spliced from 5 exons. Gene Ontology annotation, biological process: intracellular zinc ion homeostasis; zinc ion import across plasma membrane; positive regulation of B cell receptor signaling pathway. The annotation marks the transcript as partial. The record is from RefSeq and is a predicted model, not a curated record. Gene Ontology annotation, molecular function: zinc ion transmembrane transporter activity. Lineage: Eukaryota; Metazoa; Chordata; Chondrichthyes; Orectolobiformes; Rhincodontidae. Gene Ontology annotation, cellular component: membrane.